Sodiomyces alkalinus F11 is the source of this 2370-nucleotide messenger RNA. RefSeq lists its product as hypothetical. Gene Ontology annotation, biological process: G2/M transition of mitotic cell cycle; regulation of cyclin-dependent protein serine/threonine kinase activity. NCBI's taxonomy places the organism in Eukaryota, Fungi, Ascomycota, Sordariomycetes, Glomerellales, Plectosphaerellaceae. Gene Ontology annotation, molecular function: cyclin-dependent protein serine/threonine kinase regulator activity. Gene Ontology annotation, cellular component: nucleus; cytoplasm; cyclin-dependent protein kinase holoenzyme complex. The record is from RefSeq and is a predicted model, not a curated record. The transcript is spliced from 11 exons. The coding region runs from base 1 to 2370 and encodes 789 amino acids.
AUGUCUUUCCGGCCUGCAAACCCGUAUUGGAAUGGUGUACUUUUCGAACAAACGGGCGGUCUCGGCGGUGCCGAGCAGAUACAGGUUUACCUUCAAAGCUUGCAAAUAAUCUGGCGCGAUCGCUUGACUGUGCAUUCACGUCACGUCCUGGAGGCUGGGAAAAUUGGAGACCCUAUCACCUUGCCCCCACCCAUGUCCAAAGAGUCGCGCCUUUUCUCCAUACAUAUGGGCCUCGACGACUUCAUAUUCCCUCGUCUCCCGACCAUCUCUCUUUCCUUUUCCACCUCGCCCAUCGCCCAUAUUCUGCCUCCACCUUCCCAUCUUCCUCCACGCACGCGGGCUUAUGUGUGGGUGUGGCACAACAACUAUCAAUCUCAACCUCAAUCGGAGAGCACUUGUGCUUUUAAAUCAUCGGGAACGGCCGCCACCAAACCCGACAUUAUCAACAAACUCGAACCAGUGCCCGCACAAGAUAUCUUCUCCCACGACUGGAUAACGCACAUAUCCACCCACGUCUUCACUACCUUACACUACAUACCUUACCCCAAGCAAAACAACAUCGCUUUUACCCAUUCCACGUCUUAUGAUUCCGAACAUCCUCGCUUUCUCUUCUUGCGCUACACAAAUUUGCACAUUGCUUCUCCACCCUCCUUACCGGUGUUGUCCUCCGAACGCGAAUUGACGCGACGGACGAACAGAUCAGGUCUCAACCUGCAAGAUUGGCCGUUGCCCGUGUCUCUGCAACCACCCUACGGUCGUAAGGUAUUCCCGCGAGAAUUAUCCUGCAUCCCCUCCCUUGGAAGGAGUGAAGUGUUCUACCAUCUCCCUGAUCAUCUCGGUACCUCCCAUCAGACACCGUCACAAACAUGCCUCCCGUAUGGCCGGCCUACUCGUGCACAGCGUCUCGUCUCCAACGAGAAUGAUGAGAAUAGCGGCACCACCCGCAUGACGCGUGCAAAAGCUGCCGCUCAAGGCCUCGAUGAUCCCAGCCAAGCCAAGAGGGCACUCCAAACCAAGAAGGCCGUGAGCACGACUACGAAUGGACCUCAGAGGAAACGUGCUGCCCUCGAUGAUGUCAGCAAUGUCGGGAAAAUUGAAGCUGGCGAGAGCAAAAAGGCUUCCAGCAAGGUUGGCCUGGUCUCCAAGGCCGCUCAGCCCACCGGUGUCCAAAAGACUCAAUGCCGUACCACACGCACAGCUCUGAGUGCCAAGGACCCGAAGAAGGCGGUCAAUGUGAAGCGAACGGGUUCCGGUUCCGGAGCUUUGGUCGGCGUCCACAAACGCAAAGCGACGUCUUCCGCCAUCUCCGUGAAGGACGAAUCUUCUUUGGACGAUGGCGAGCCGGCCCAGAAAAAGCCUCACAUCCUUGACGCCGAUAAGCCCAUCCGGACCGACGAGAACCAGUACGCGUCCGCCGAUCCCGUUACUGAAACCGAGACUCAGACUCAGGUUGCGCCAAAGCAUGUCCUCCCUGAAGGUGUGCAGGAUCUGGAUACCGAAGACCUCGAUGACCCUCUCAUGGUUGCUGAGUACGCCACCGAGAUCUUUGAGUAUCUUCGUGACCUCGAAUGUAAAUGCAUUCCUAAUCCGAACUACAUGGACCACCAAGACGAGUUGGAAUGGAAGACUCGCGGCAUCCUCGUUGACUGGCUCAUCGAGGUCCAUACUCGUUUUCUUCUACUCCCCGAGACGCUCUUCCUCGCGAUCAAUUUGAUUGACCGCUUCCUCUCAGAGAAGGUUGUCCAGCUCAACAAUUUGCAGUUGGUCGGUGUUACCGCCAUGUUCAUCGCCGCCAAGUACGAGGAAGUCAUGUCUCCUCACAUUGGCAACUUCCGCAAAAUCGCAGAUGACGGCUUCACAGAGAGCGAGAUCCUGUCCGCCGAGCAGUUUCUCCUUCAGACACUGAAUUAUGACCUCAGUUAUCCGAACCCCAUGAAUUUCCUUCGUCGUAUUUCCAAGGCGGAUAACUACGACGUCGAGUGCCGUACUGUCGGCAAGUAUCUUAUUGAAAUUGGUCUCCUCGAUCACCGCUUUUUGGCCUUCCGUCCCAGUCACGUCGCGGCUGGCGCUAUGUACCUAGCCCGUCUGAUUCUGGAUCGUGGCGAAUGGGAUGCAACCAUUGCCUACUAUGCUGGCUACACUGAAGAGGAAGUCGAGCCCGUGGUUCGCUUGAUGGUAGACUACCUGGCACGCCCUGUCGUGCACGAGGCUUUUUUCAAGAAGUAUGCCAGCAAGAAGUUUCUCAAAGCCUCAAUCCUUGCCCGACAUUGGGCGAAGAAGACAGCUGCCCACUUCGGUAUCACGGACACACAUCUCAGCCUGGACCAGAUCUCUGCCAAAGAGGAGGACGGCCAUUAUGAUCAUUACUAA